Molecule: messenger RNA, 1041 nt
Organism: Scomber japonicus (chub mackerel)
Lineage: Eukaryota; Metazoa; Chordata; Actinopteri; Scombriformes; Scombridae
Product: U8 snoRNA-decapping enzyme
Exons: 4
Coding region: 139-783 (214 amino acids)
Biological process (GO): mRNA catabolic process; sno(s)RNA catabolic process
Cellular component (GO): nucleus
Molecular function (GO): phosphodiesterase decapping endonuclease activity; snoRNA binding
Source: RefSeq, a predicted model, not a curated record
AUAAACAGAGAGAGCAAGUAUAUUUGGAUGAUGUCACACUGCCAACACAUGACAAGGGGCUGCUCAUCCAUAGAGAUCAGAAAUCUCUGAACUGUGACUGUGUGAUACUGCCCUGUGUGUUUGUUUGUAUACUUGUAGAUGGCGAGUGGACAGCUGUCGAGGGCGGAGGCAUUGGCGUGUGCAGGCUGCAGGCAUGCAUGCCACGUGAUGCUCUACUCUGACACCAAAACUCAGCUGUUUGGAAAAAUCCCCAUUAAACAUAUCAUACUGAUGCAGAUGCGCUUUGAUGGUCUGCUGGGUUUCCCUGGCGGCCUCGUUAACCCAGCGGAGGAGACCCUGGAGGCAGGACUGGGCAGGGAGUUGCUGGAGGAGCUGGGUGUGGCUAUUCCUGUAUCGAUAGAAGAUCAUGUGGACUCUUGCUAUGCCCCUGCAUCCUCCCGUCUUAUCACUCACUUCUAUGUGAAGAAGAUGGAGGAGGAGCAGAUUAGGGAGGUGGAGAGAGCAGCUGCAUCCACAGCAACAGAUCACGGGCAGGAGGUUCUGGGAAUGGUCAGAGUCCCGCUCUACGUCACAAAAGGCGGGGGAGGCCUUUCUUCUUUCCUGUCGCACUCGUUCAUCGGCAAUGCUCGCUCCCAGCUGGUGGACGCUCUGCUGCGCUUCAACCUGGUGGCUCCUGAGGAAUUACACAAAGUUCUGGCGUGUUCCCUGAAGACACACGCUCACACUGCAGAGGACCUGCAAGCAGCACUCGCGCUGACGGAGGCGAAGAGGAAACGGUUUUGAAAUACACCUGCACGUGUACAAGCACAUCCUCUGGAGCACGCUAGGCUCGAGAUGCAGUUUAUUGCCAGUCAGCGACGUGGCUCGUUCAACACAAUCCUUCACAUACACACACACUUAAUCCUACACACACACACACUCACACUGUCAUACUGAUUCUGAGCUGGUGACUCAUAAUUAACUACUGUGCAUCAAACAGUUUGGGGAAAACAUGAUCAACUGCUUUACCAUUAAUGGAAAUAAAAUCAUUUACACUGUCAA